AUGGGCUCUCAUUACGCCACCCGUGAAUUGCUGGAAUACCUGCGCAUCGGGUAUCCCAUUUUGCUCCUUCUAGUGUUUGUCUCGUCUUUCAUCGCCAAUUCUAUCGUAACUGCCAGAAAUGUCAGUAAGAAUUCGUCGGCCGCGCGCAUGGGUCCCGGGGGGAGACCACUUCCCAAACGAUCAAGGAGCUCGGCAACCUUCGUCAAACCGGCCCAGCCCUUUUCGCGAAAUGCCAAACUUCUGGUCAAAUGGCUCUCGGUGGUGAUUCUGGUGACGCUGGUGGCAGACGCUGCCAUCAACGUAACCCACGUCAUGCUUGCCAGGUCCGAGCAAUGGUGGUGUGGUCAAUCUGUAGUGAUCUAUGUUGUAGGGUCCUUCUUUGUCUACGCGGUCAUCUUAAUCUCCUUACUGGAUACAAACCCCUCCCCUACAUUCGCGCAGUUCAUCCCGUGGUCAAUUGCGGUUCCUAUCGAGAUGGCUAUCUUGGGCGUCUCCCUUUCGAUCCAUGCGGAUGUUCAUCACGAGCCAAUCGUAGGAAACCCCGUGGGCGGCCGAUUGCGCAAGGGCAUGACAGCCUGGGAGUCAAUGGAGAUUGUGUCGAACUGCGUCAGAAUACUGGUUCUCGCGAUAUUGGUUGGUACCUACAUGAUCAAAACAAUGAGCGUCAAGUCCCAUGUGCAGAAACCUCGAGGCCACGCCAACGGUGCCACGGAAUCCACGGGAUUGCUGGACCCUUCCCACGCGGAGAAUGGAGAUGGUUAUGGCUCCGUUCCGAACAAUCAUCAGCAGCAGCCCUCCAAACCGGCCGCCGAUCCAUGGGUUCGGCCGACAACUGUCCCUUCCACCAGCUGGUGGGAGUAUCUGAGCGGUUAUUCCCUAUUUUUUCCGUACCUCUGGCCAUCCAAGUCCCGUCGUCUACAAGGGGUCGUGGUGGUCUGCUUCUUAUUGAUUAUCCUGCAGCGCGUUGUCAACGUUCUGGUUCCCUACCAAGUGGAGGUCAUAACCAACGCAUUGGCCAAAGAUGGCGAAGAAUUCCGAGUCCCAUGGUUUGAGAUUUGUAUGUAUAUUCUCUACCGUUGGUUGCAGGGCAACCAGGGACUCAUCGGGUCGUUGCGCUCCAGUCUUUGGAUUCCCGUGAGCCAGUAUUCUUACAUGGAACUCUCGACUGCGGCUUUCGAGCAUGUGCAUGGUCUAAGUCUCGAUUUCCACCUGGGCAAGAAGACCGGUGAAGUCCUCUCCGCACUGAGUAAAGGUAGUUCUAUCAAUACGUUCCUGGAACAAGUGACGUUCCAAGUCGUACCCAUGUUAAUCGACCUCUGCGUUGCCAUCGUAUACAUGCUUAUUGCAUUUGAUGCUUACUACGCAUUGGUUGUUACUAUUGUUACUUUCUGCUACCUCUACGUUACUGUCCGCAUGGCGCAGUGGAGGGCGGAAAUUCGCCGGCAGAUGGUUAACGCGUCUAGGCAAGAGGAUGCCGUGAAGAACGACUCGAUGGUGUCCUACGAGACCGUCAAGUAUUUCAAUGCGGAAGAUUACGAAUUCAGUCGGUAUCGCGGUGCUGUGUCCGACUAUCAAAUGGCGGAAUACCAUGUCCUGUUCUCACUCAACCUCAUGAAUACAACCCAAAACACUGUCUUCAUGCUUGGUCUGCUCAUCGCAUGCUUCAUUGCUGCAUACCAAGUCUCGCUUGGACAGCAAGAUGUUGGCAAGUUCGUUUCCCUUCUUACGUAUAUGGCGCAGCUGCAGGGGCCUCUGAACUUUUUCGGCACUUUCUAUCGCUCAAUUCAGUCCGCCUUGAUCAAUUCGGAGCGAUUGUUGGAAUUGUUUAGAGAGCAGCCCACGGUUGUCGAUACACCCGGUGCUGCGCCUUUGCCCAAAUGCAAAGGCGACAUCACAUUUGAGAAUGUUCAAUUCUCCUAUGACACCCGCAAACCAGCCCUUAACGGGCUGACCUUCCACUGUGAGCCCGGAACGACGACUGCUCUGGUUGGUGAAUCUGGUGGUGGAAAGUCGACGGUGUUCCGACUGCUUUUCCGGUUUUAUAAUGCUGAAAACGGCCGCAUCCGGAUUGAUGACCACGACGUCCUAGAUACGACGAUAGAUUCGAUACGGAAGCACAUCGGUGUUGUACCGCAGGACACCGUGCUUUUCAACGAGACGCUGAUGUACAACCUGAAAUAUGCCAACCAAGACGUCUCGAAUGAAGAUGUUUACGAUGCUUGCCGGGCUGCCAGCAUUCACGACAAGAUCAUGUCAUUCCCCGAUGGAUACAACACCAAGGUGGGUGAACGUGGUCUACGGCUCAGCGGAGGUGAGAAGCAACGGGUGGCCAUUGCUCGUACCAUUCUCAAGAACCCUCGCAUUAUCCUUUUGGAUGAAGCAACUGCCGCCCUGGAUACGGAGACGGAGGAGCACAUUCAAGGAGCACUCUCCACGCUCUCUCGCGGUCGUACCAUGCUUGUCAUUGCUCAUCGACUGAGUACAAUCACCACGGCCGAUCAGAUCCUGGUAUUGCAUGAGGGCAAGGUGGCUGAAAAGGGCACCCACGACCAAUUGCUAGCUCUGAAAGGGCGGUACGCCAGCAUGUGGCGGAAGCAGAUUCGGGCGCAAAGGGCAGCGGCAGAAGCGCAGGUGCUUCAGGACCGCGCCCAGCGCUUGCGGAGUGCGUCCGCCACUGGCACAAUGGGAGAUGACAGCUCGAGUCAGUCCGACGAGGACCGAAAUGGCAAUGCCCAUGCUCGGCAGGCUCAUGGAUACUCAUCCAGUAAGCUGGCUGAUGACAGCCGGAAGGGUUAA
Aspergillus steynii IBT 23096 is the source of this 2796-nucleotide messenger RNA. It is a transcript of the gene hmt1, whose product is annotated as putative vacuolar ABC heavy metal transporter (Hmt1). Gene Ontology annotation, cellular component: membrane. The record is from RefSeq and is a predicted model, not a curated record. Gene Ontology annotation, biological process: transmembrane transport. Gene Ontology annotation, molecular function: ABC-type transporter activity; ATP hydrolysis activity; ATP binding. The transcript has 3 exons. Bases 1 to 2796 code for a protein of 931 amino acids. NCBI's taxonomy places the organism in Eukaryota, Fungi, Ascomycota, Eurotiomycetes, Eurotiales, Aspergillaceae.